AUGGUCAGCCCAUUUGCAGUGUUUCGUUACUCCGAAUCCCUGGAUAAAUUAUUAAUGAUAGUGGGCGCUAUUUUUGCAGCCCUUCAUGGGGCUUCCCUUCCAGUUAUGAUGAUUGUUUUUGGAGACAUGACAGAUACCUUUGUUGGAUCGGGAACUCUUCCUCCAGGUAAAAGGAAUAAUGCACCUUUACCUACUGACUCCCAGUACUUACCUUUUAAGGAUCUAGAAGAAACAAUGACAAGGUAUGCAUACUGGUAUUCAGCCAUAGGAGCUGGAGUUCUUGUUUCUGCCUAUGCAUACACUGCAUGUUGGACACUUGCGGCUGGCCGCCAGGUCAAAAGAAUUAGGCAACAAUUUUUCCACGCCAUUAUGAGGCAAGAAGUAGAAUGGUUUGAUGUAAAUGAUGCUGGAGAAUUAAAUACACGACUUAUAGAUGAUGUAUCCAAAAUCAAUGAAGGAAUUGGUGAUAAAAUUGGAAUGCUGAUUCACGGAAUAUCAGCAUUUCUAUCAGGAUUUAUAGUCGGAUUCAUUAAAGGAUGGAAAUUGACUCUUGUAAUCCUUGCUAUCAGUCCUGUUCUAGGAAUCUGUGCUGCAAUUUGGGCAAAGAUCCUUUCUGCAUUCACUAAUAAGGAACUUGCUGCAUACGCAAAAGCUGGUUCAGUUGCUGAGGAAGUUCUAGGUGCUAUCAGAACAGUGAUAGCUUUUGGAGGACAGAAGAAAGAAAUUGAAAGAUAUCAUAAAAAUUUAGAAGAAGCUAAAAACAUUGGGAUAAGGAAGGCUAUUAGUACCAGCAUUUCCCUUGGAGUUGCUUUCUUAAUAAUAUAUGCCUCCUAUGCAUUGGCUUUCUGGUAUGGAACUACAUUGAUAAUAGAGGAAAAAUACAGUAUUGGAGGAGUCCUUACAGUCUUCUUUGCUGUGAUCAUUGGAGCAUUUAGUAUUGGCCAAGUCUCUCCAAACCUACAAGCAUUUGCUAGUGCUAGAGGAGCUGCAUAUGCAAUAUACAAAAUCAUAGACAAUGAACCACAAAUUGAUAUUUAUUCAGAAAGUGGCUAUAAACCUGACAAAAUUACAGGAAAUCUCAGUUUCCAAAAUGUAUAUUUUAAUUAUCCAGCAAGGCCAGAUGUCAAGAUAUUAAAUGGACUGAAUCUGCAGGUCAAUAGUGGACAAACAAUAGCCCUGGUUGGCAGCAGUGGUUGUGGGAAAAGUACAACUGUCCAAUUGAUACAAAGGUUUUAUGAUCCCUUGGAAGGCAUGAUUACCAUUGAUGGACAGAAUAUUAAAACCCUGAAUUUAAGAUAUCUGAGAGAAAUUAUUGGUGUUGUAAAUCAGGAACCUGUACUAUUUGCCACAACAAUUGCAGAAAAUAUUAGACAUGGCCGUGAAAAUGUCACCAUGGAAGAGAUGGAAAAAGCUACCAAAGAAGCCAAUGCUUAUGAUUUCAUCAUGAAUUUACCUGACAAGUUUGAAACUAUGGUUGGUGAAAGAGGAGCACAGCUAAGUGGAGGACAGAAGCAACGGAUAGCGAUUGCCCGGGCUCUUGUGCGGAACCCCAAAAUUUUGUUACUGGAUGAGGCUACAUCAGCUUUGGAUACAGAAAGUGAAGCUAUCGUACAGGCAGCUUUGGAUAAGGCAAGAGAAGGCCGCACAACAAUUGUAGUAGCUCAUCGUUUGUCUACAGUCCGAAAUGCAGAUGUUAUAGUUGCUUUUGAAGAUGGGGUCAUUAGAGAACAAGGAGCCCAUUACGAGCUUAUGCAAAAGAAAGGAAUUUAUUUCAAACUUGUCAAUAUGCAGGCAAUUUCCACUGAAGUUGAAAACUCAGAAGACUCAGCAGAAGAAGAAUCCCAUCUGAAAAAUAACCCAGAAGAGAUAAGCAAAGAUGCUUUUUCAAACAAGCUGAGGAGACGUUCUACUCGCAGAAGUAUUAAAAAGCCAGAAAUGGAGGAAAAAAACCUUGAGGUCCAGACAGAUGAAAAUAUUCCCAAAGUUUCAUUUCUUAAGAUUAUGAAGUUAAAUCUAUCCGAAUGGCCUUUCUUUUUAUUGGGAACAUUUGCUGCUCUGGUCAAUGGAGCACUGCAGCCUGCAUUUGCAAUAAUAUUCUCAGAAGUCAUAGGUAUUUUUGCAAUACAAGAUCCCAAAGUUGUGCGUGAAAAGAGCAAUCUCUAUUCACUACUAUUUUUAGGGAUUGGCAUUGUUUCCUUCAUUACCUUUUUUCUUCAGGGUUUCAGUUUUGGCAGAUCUGGAGAGAUUCUUACAAUGAAGCUACGUUACAUGGGAUUCAAAGCAAUACUUAGACAGGAUAUCAGUUGGUUUGAUAAUCCCCAAAACAGCACUGGAGCCCUAACUACAAGGCUUGCAAAUGAUGCUUCUGAAGUAAAAGGUGCUACAGGGGAAAGGUUAGGUAUAAUUGCCCAAAACAUUGCUAAUCUUGGGACUGGAAUUAUUAUAUCAUUUGUGUAUGGCUGGCAGUUGACUCUUCUACUUCUGGGUCUUGUGCCAAUCAUUGCAGUAGCAGGACUCAUUGAAAUCAGAAUGCUAUCUGGACAUGCUGAGAAAGAUAAAAAGGAACUUCAAGGUGCAGGGAAAAUUGCAACAGAAGCUAUUGGAAAUAUUCGAACUGUAGUUUCCCUCACUCAAGAAAGAAAAUUUGAACAAAUGUAUGGAGAAAGUUUGAACGGACCUUACAGAAAUUCUAUAAAGAAAGCACAUCUUCACGGACUAACUUUUGGCAUUUCCCAAGCAAUGUUGUACUUCUGCUAUGCAGGCUGUUUUCGUUUUGGUGCCUACCUUAUUGCAAAUGGACAUAUGGAUUUUAAAUCCGUAUUCUUAGUAUUUUCCUGCAUUGUAUUUGGUGCCAUGGCCGUAGGGCAGACCUUUUCAUUCACACCAGAUUAUGCCAAAGCCAAAAUAUCUGCUGCUCAUAUGUUCAUGUUAUUCGAAAGAGUCCCAUCUAUAGAUAAUUACAGUGAGGAAGGAAAGAAGCCUGAAACAAUGAAUAGCAAUAUAGCAUUUAAGGAAGUGGUUUUCAACUAUCCAACCCGGCCAGAUGUUCCAGUGCUUCAAGGUCUGAAUAUUGCUAUACAGAAGGGGCAAACCCUGGCGCUUGUGGGAAGCAGUGGCUGUGGAAAAAGCACAGUAGUCCAGUUGCUUGAAAGAUUCUAUGAUCCCCUCAGUGGAGAAGUGCUUUUGGAUGGUGAAAAUGAAAAGCAGUUAAAUAUUCAAUGGUUGCGGUCUCAGAUUGGAAUUGUUUCUCAAGAACCAACUCUGUUUGGCUGCAGCAUUGCAGAAAAUAUUGCCUAUGGUGAUAACAGUAGAGAGGUAUCAUUUGAUGAGAUAUGUGAAGUAGCUAAAGCAGCCAAUAUACAUUCCUUCAUUGACUCUUUACCAGAAAAAUACAAUACUGCUGUUGGUGACAAAGGAACUCAACUCUCUGGGGGCCAAAAGCAGCGCAUCGCUAUUGCCCGUGCUCUCCUCCGCCAGCCAAAAAUUCUGCUGUUGGAUGAAGCAACCUCUGCCCUUGACACAGAAAGUGAAAAGGUUGUCCAGGAGGCUUUGGAUAAAGCCAGACAAGGUCGUACCUGCAUUAUAAUAGCUCAUCGCUUAUCAACAGUGCAGAAUGCUGACAUUAUAGCUGUAAUCCACAAAGGGAAAGUUAUGGAACAAGGAACACAUCAGCAACUUCUGGCUGAAAAAGGAAUUUAUUAUUCAUUAGUCAAUGUACAGGCAGGAACAGCUCAUGGAUAAAUAAGAAAGUGAACAUUACUUGAAUUAAUUUGAUUGAUGGGUUAUGUAGCAUU
Molecule: messenger RNA, 3794 nt
Organism: Protobothrops mucrosquamatus (brown spotted pit viper)
Lineage: Eukaryota; Metazoa; Chordata; Lepidosauria; Squamata; Viperidae
Gene: ABCB1
Product: ATP binding cassette subfamily B member 1
Exons: 26
Coding region: 1-3741 (1246 amino acids)
Biological process (GO): transmembrane transport
Cellular component (GO): membrane
Molecular function (GO): ATP hydrolysis activity; ABC-type transporter activity; ATP binding
Source: RefSeq, a predicted model, not a curated record